AUGGCGAACGACUCCGGAUAUUACCAACAGCCCAUCUCGAGUUAUUCGGGCCAAAUGAAUAGUACCGGGUCACUUCUAGAUGUGAAUGAAGACUCAUCGAUCAUCCGGAAAUCGACGUCGUUAUUUAAUCCCGACCUUUCGACUAAACACAACAUCGAGACGUUUCUCUUAUGUCUUGUAUUAGGGACCUGUUUCAACUUCCACGGCACUACUAUAACAUCGACGACUGCAGCACUUGGUGUUAAUCUAGGGAAUGUGUCACUGUUUUACUUUGUUCCUAUAGUGUUUUAUAUCACUAAUUUGAUUACUGUGAUCUUCCUUGUAGUGUUAUCCUUUGUCACUCCAAAGUACCCAUUUUUCCCUUUAAGUUGUAUAACAUUAUUAGGGCAAUAUAUUUUAACACUCAUUAUGACUCCUUCUUAUCCACCAGUAUUACAACUGUUCGAUCAUUUCGAUCCGCACACCGUCAAUCUCGUAUUUGGAAUAUUUUUAGUAUUUUGUUCAUUCAUUAAUGGGAUACUCUCCGCUAUCAAUUUCUCAACGUUUGUAUAUAUAUCUAUCACGUUGUCCCCGUCACACUUGAUCGGGUUCAUCAUCGGGACGUCUAGCGGUCCAUUUCUUUCCGCACUCAUCAAUCUCAUCAAUAAUCUCACAUUACAUCAUAAACAAACUGUUUAUAUUGUCAUCACGUUGACGUUGGUCGUCAUUAUUCCACUCUUCUUUAUUAGCUAUUUUUUCUAUUGCUACAAAACUAUUCCGCACUUGCACUCAUUUUUCCAUCAAACGGAAGAAACUACUUUUCUUUCUAUUAAUAAUAGAAUCCCAUCAAAAUUCAAACGAUUUGUUCUCAGUAUCAAGGCAAGCGUUUUGGAAAUUAAACACGAAAUGGUGACGUUAAAAUACUGCACCACGUCCCUCUUUUUGGUCUACUUUUGCUCAAACUAUAUCUUCCCCGGAAUGUUAAACAAUUUCAAUAUCACCACGUCAGCAGAAACAAUCACAACUAACAAUAACUCAAAAUACGUGUUUCAUUUAAACGUCAUCUCUUUCAUUUUCACGGGAUUUGAUUUGUGCGGAUCGAUUGCGUGUUUUGCGCCAUUCACACCGUCGAAAAAAACCAUCUUGGGUGUCACGCUGUCCCGGGUAAUACUCUUUGUUGUGUUUUGCACGAUCCUCAAUAUUGGAGCACUCCUCGGAAUCGAUUCAAAGGAAGAAACAAGCUUGUUAAAAGGCAUUCAAAAUGUGAUCGGAACGGUGGACUGUCUUGCUACAAUUAUCUUGGGGGCAAGUCAGGGGUAUUUAACAGCGCAUUGUAUUCUCAAAAUUUGUAAAAGAGUUGAAGAGCGUGUCGGAACGAACGUGGUUAUGCUGAUGAUUUCAUUGGGAGGUUUUUUGGGGGGAAUCUUGCAAGUUAUCAUUCUCUCAGUCGCACAGAGCUUUUUGUGA
Molecule: messenger RNA, 1446 nt
Organism: Entamoeba invadens IP1
Lineage: Eukaryota; Evosea; Mastigamoebida; Endamoebidae
Exons: 1
Coding region: 1-1446 (481 amino acids)
Biological process (GO): nucleoside transmembrane transport
Cellular component (GO): plasma membrane
Molecular function (GO): nucleoside transmembrane transporter activity
Source: RefSeq, a predicted model, not a curated record